This is a messenger RNA of Melitaea cinxia (Glanville fritillary), 693 nucleotides long. Its product is annotated as protein THEM6-like. The transcript has 4 exons. NCBI's taxonomy places the organism in Eukaryota, Metazoa, Arthropoda, Insecta, Lepidoptera, Nymphalidae. The record is from RefSeq and is a predicted model, not a curated record. The coding region runs from base 1 to 693 and encodes 230 amino acids.
AUGUGGACUAUUUGCGUACCCGGAUGGGGAGCUAUGAUGGUAGCGGGCACGUUGCUGCUGUAUGGAACCUUGGACGUGGCUUAUUUUGCGCGUAUGAUGUAUACGGUUGCAAAGGCUAGGUACUUUAGAAAGAAGAUAUGCAUUUUGGACACAACAAAAGUAGAAUCCUGGUGCCUUUUGACAGAUAUCGAUACCUUAUUGUACCAUAUGAACAAUGCUCGCUAUCUUCGUGAGUUGGACUUUGCUCGUGCUGACUUCUACGAGCGUAGUGGUUUAUAUGCGAAUAUAAAGGCAGCUGGAGGCUCUGUGCUUCAAGCAGCUACAACCAUCAGAUACAGGCGAUACUUGAAGCCUUUCACCAAGUUUACCAUCACUUCUAAGGCCAUUUUCUGGGAUGAGAAGACGUUUUUUAUGGAACAUGAGUUCAUUGGUCCCGGUGGUUUCGUCCACGCGGUAGCGCUGUGUCGUCAGCGGAUAAUUGAUACGUCAGUAGCGGCGAUUGCUGAACUAUUGCUGCAAUUACAUUGCUCGGGGAGUUGUAAGUCGCCUCCAGAGAAGAUGCCUUCCGAGGUGGAACUCUGGGUCCAAAGCAACGAGUUAAGCUCUGCUAAGCUACGUCCAACCGCCCCUGCACUUCCCUCCCUCGAGCCGCACCCCCUCAGCUGCGGGGAGAUCAUCCCCAAAGUGGAAUGA